AUGCCUCAAAUUCCACUCAUACAUUUUCCAAAAAAACGAACAGAUGAUCUUGAUUGGAUUCAGCCAUUAAAACAAUUCAUUAAAACUACAUCCACUGAUGAAAACCAAUAUACUAAUGAAUGUUUUAUUCUCAAUAAAUUACGGCAAGAUAUACAAGAAACAAGUAUGGAUUUAACGAGUCGAGAUAUGCUUUAUAAAUAUUAUGGACAGCUUGAGCUUUUAGGUCUUAGAUUCCCUAUAGAUGAAAAAAAUGUUCGAGUUUUAUUCAAAUGGUAUUGUGCAUUUACAAAUAAACCUAUAUCCCAGUAUUCUUUAGCAUAUGAAAAAGCAUGUGUCAUGUUUAAUAUCGCAGCUACGCUUUCUGCAAUUGGAGCAACACAAGAUAGGUCAGAAGAGGAUGGUCUCAAAAAAGCAUAUCAUUCUUUUCAAUCAUCAGCAGGUGUAUUUGAAUAUAUAAAUACUAAUUUUUUACAUGCACCAAGUGUCGAUUUGGAAAAAGAUACAAUCCAAUCUUUAUACGAAAUCAUGCUUGCUCAGGCUCAAGAAAUCCUUUGUGAAAAACAAAUUAAUAAAUCAAAAAAGCCUAAUAUGAUAUCUAAGCUUUCUGCACAAACAUCCUGGUAUUACGAAAAUAUUAUAAGUAGAAUUUCUGUAAAUGUUCAGAAAAGAAUUUUUAAAAAAUAUUGGUUACAACUUUUUGAAAUAAAGAAAAAAUUCUACAAAUCUAUAGCACAUUUAAAUAAAGCCUUAGUGAAUGAAGAAAAUGAUAUGUAUGGCGAAGCAUUGACACAUUUAGCAAUAGCGAAAAAACAAUCUCAUGAAGCUUCUAAACUUUCUUCUUCUUUACUUUUAUCAAUACCAAAUUCUGAUAAGCUAAAAAUUGAUUCAAUGUCAUACUUUGAUAAUAUAAUCAAAAGUUUUUAUAUACAAAUACAAGAGAAGGAAAAUAGAUUAACUCAUGAUAAUGAUUAUAUAUAUCAUCAGCCUAUUGUUAAUGAAAAAUGUCUUAAACCCCUUGAAAAGCUUUCAAUGGUGAAAGCAACCCCUAUUCAAGAAAUAUAUACCAAUCAGAAUAUACAAGAAUUAAUUGGGCAAGAUAUUUUCCACAAAUUUAUACCUUUAUCUAUUCAUGAAAGUGUUUCUUUAUAUUCCGAGGAAAAAGCUAAGUUGAUUAGAAAGGAACUGGAAAAAUGCGAAAAUGCAGAGUCAAAAUUAAUUACAACACUAGAUCGUUUAAAAUUACCUAAGGCUUUGAAGCAAUAUAAAUAUGAUGAUUGUACUAUGUUUGAAGAAUUGUCAAAAAUACCAGAAGAAAUUAUCGAAUUAUCAGAAAUAUUAUUUCACCAAGAAAAUGAAUUUAAAAUUUCACAUCUUUUUAAUAAUCUUUCAAACUUAAAAGAAAAAAUAAGUAGAAACUUAAAUGAAACAGAAUUCAUUUUAGAAGAAGAAGAACGAGAAUCUGAAACAAUGAGAAAAAAAUAUAUGCAUAGAUGGACCCAAUCUUCAUCUAGCUCAUUAACCCAAUUAAUGAGAAAAGAAUUAGUUCUCUACAAAGAAAAUUUUGCUUCAUAUACUAAAUCGGAUUCUCGCUUGAUAUCUGAAUAUCAAUCUUUUGCGCAAAAAAUGAAUAUAUUGAUUGAAGGAGAAAAAACUAUCAAAAAUUUCUAUGAACAAGAAAUUAAAAAAGUUAUUCACGAAAAUUUUAAUAAAAACCUUUUAGAUAUUGAUGAUUUUAAUGAUAUACAAAAUAAAGUAAAUGAAAUAGAAAAUAUGCUAAAAAAAUUAAGCAUCAUCAAAAGAGAGCGGCAAACAACUCUAAAAGAUUUAAAAGAAAAGAUUUCCAAUGAUGAUAUUUCAAAUAUACUAAUUUUAAAAAAAAUAAAACCAAAUGCAGAAAAACAAUUUUUUUCCUCAGAACUUGAAAAAUAUAAACAUCAUGAAACCAGACUUAGUGAAACUAUUUAUCAUCAAGAUCAGAUACUUCAAAAUUUAUUAUCAGUUUUUGAAGAUUUACAACAUAUUUCAUCAAAGUCGCCUGGUCAAAAAUGGACUAAAAUGAAUGAAACAAAUACAAAUAUUUCAAAUGAUUUCAAAGAGAUAUAUAAAAAAUAUUGUAAUAUAAAAUCCGAAAUUUUACAUACUAUUUCAUUAUAUGAAGAUUUAAAAGAACUUUCAAAUGUACUUUUAAUAAACGCCAAAAAAUUUGUAAAUUGUCGGCGUAAUGAAGGUGCCAAUAUCUUAUUUCGUAUAAAAGAAAUACCACAAAUUAAAGAAAAAACACUGAACGAACAGCUAGAGAAAUUGGAUAUAAAUUAUCGAGUAUAA
Pneumocystis jirovecii RU7 is the source of this 2325-nucleotide messenger RNA. RefSeq lists its product as uncharacterized. Gene Ontology annotation, biological process: protein transport to vacuole involved in ubiquitin-dependent protein catabolic process via the multivesicular body sorting pathway. Gene Ontology annotation, molecular function: protein binding. The transcript has 9 exons. Gene Ontology annotation, cellular component: endosome. NCBI's taxonomy places the organism in Eukaryota, Fungi, Ascomycota, Pneumocystomycetes, Pneumocystales, Pneumocystaceae. The coding region runs from base 1 to 2325 and encodes 774 amino acids. The record is from RefSeq and is a predicted model, not a curated record.